GGCAAUGUAUACAUCAAGAAGCAAUUGAUUGAAGACCCUAACACUAGACAGUACCAGUUCUUAGUCAUGGCUAGUGAUAGCGGGAUUCCAUCAUUGAGUACUACUGCUAGUGUCACCAUUAAUGUGGAGAGGCAUGAACGUAAUACUGAUAGUCUAGAAUUAGGUUUCAGUCUGGAAAAUUAUUAUGUUAGAGUGUAUGAGGAGCUAACAAUUAAUACAACCAUACGGGAACUAAAUGUCAUUAACCAGGCUACAGAUAAGAAUGUUGUUUGUGAAAUAAUUGAAGGAAAUGAUGAAGGCCACUUCGCUGUCAUAUCAACAAAUUUUAAGAAAGACUGUGCCAUUGUUAAUCGUAACGAACUAGACAGAGAGACAACAAGUCGAUACAACCUUACCGUAUCUGUUAAAGAAAUCAGCAAAAAGCGAGCUGCCUCAUAUGCCAUCACAUAUGUGAUAAUUGAUGUGCUGGACCUCAAUGACGAGGCACCUCAGUGGGUGUUCCCAGAUCCCCAACCAUAUCCUAGCCCUUCAACAACCAGUGGCAAGUACUUCACAGCCUUAAGCAAGACAGCAGAUGCAUCUACCUUUAUCAUACAAGUACUGGCUGUAGACAGAGAUGAAGGGAACUUUGGUCGAGUGCAAUACCAGAAGAAGACAGAAUCCGGGCAAAGUAAUUCUUUCUUCCAUAUUGAUCCUACUAAUGGAAUGAUUCGCAACGUAGCUGAGUUUGCCAGUUCAGAUAAUAAUACUCAAAGGUUCCAUAUUGUAGCAUAUGACAACCCAGGAAAUGGCACAGACAAGCACAAAACUGAAGGGGAAGUUAUUAUCAACCUGAUCAGUGAUGAACAUAGAUUUGUGUUGAUGGUUGAUGAAUCUUCAGAUGAGGCAUAUGAACAUAGAGAUGUUAUCCUGAGGUCCCUCCAAGAGGAGACAGGGAUGAUUCCAAUAAUUGAAAAGAUCCAGGCUAAACGUACCCAAGAUAAUGGAAGAACAACUGUAGAUACAGAGAAAACUGAUGUGUGGUUUGUUCUAACGAAUGUGACAGAUUACAGUUUGGUUGGUAGGGACAGCAAUGUCGUACAAACCAUUAUCGAGUCCAAACUGAAGCUGAUCGAACAAAGUAUGGCGAAAAAGGGUGUAUUUAUUGAUGGAAUCCGUGGCCCCUAUGAUGAGCCUAACACUGGCAUGAUUGUAAUGAAGACUUAUGAAAACUACUCCUGGGGACCAUGGGCUGCCUUAAUUGCCCUGGCCUGCCUGAUCAUUCUGUUCUGUAUAAUUGGAAUUAUUGUGCUCUGCAUCAGUUGGGCUAGAUACCAGAGGGCGCUUAAGAGGUACCAUCAUUCGGAGCGUACAGUCAUGGUUGUCCCAACAUAUGAACCAGAAUAUGCGAUUGCACCUCCCAGUUACCAAAAGGAAUUUGAAACACAGAGUCUUGCCAUGUAUGUACCAGAGGAGCCCAUAGUUGAUCUUGGAGAAGUUAACAUGACACUCACCACACAUGAAGGGGUGCUGUCUGGAGAGGCCACACGUAAAGAUAUGGUCAUUGAAUCAGCCCCAGGUGUAGUCUCCGGACAUGGUGGAAGACCAGGGGAUGAUGGGACUGCAAGGAUGACGGUGAUGAAUUCCAGUACACUGCGCUCAGAUAUUGACCAUGGGGAUGCUGUCAAUGCACAUGUCAACCCCAUAUAUGAGAGCAACGAGAUGACUACAACUAAGACAUACUACACAUUUACAGAAGACCACCGUGGAGAGGCUUAUGAAAGUCAGACUUAGAAAUCAACUAUGUUUGAGAUAAAAUAUUUCCAAUAUUUGACCGUGAACACUGUUUUGCACCAAUUUGAUAACAGUUUUUGUGUUGAACAAUGUACUAUGUACAACUAUCCAAGGAACCAUAAUGAUUAUGUUUAGUAAUCUAAUGGCAGUAAACUCCAUGACACACUUAAUUCUUCAGCAAUAUUUCACUGAUUAUGGAUCUGUUGAUGAGCCAGUUAUUGGCCAGAAAUAUCAAGACUGUAUUUGUAUUUACUAUGUUUUUUAAAGGCACUGUAUGUUUUAAAUCCAAUAUUGAAUGUAAUGUGUAUGUUAUAUAAUAUUUACCAUACUCAAAUGUAAGAUAUUAUUUCAUAUUACUCAAACUCUUGGAUUUUGAUGUUUUGAUAUCAUCUUUGUAGGGUAUGGAUUUAUA
Messenger RNA from Owenia fusiformis, 2185 nucleotides. NCBI's taxonomy places the organism in Eukaryota, Metazoa, Annelida, Polychaeta, Sabellida, Oweniidae. The record is from the annotation of a GenBank genome assembly.